Homalodisca vitripennis (glassy-winged sharpshooter) is the source of this 3999-nucleotide messenger RNA. It is a transcript of the gene hppy, whose product is annotated as mitogen-activated protein kinase kinase kinase kinase 5. The transcript has 24 exons. Gene Ontology annotation, biological process: protein phosphorylation. The coding region runs from base 335 to 3250 and encodes 971 amino acids. The record is from RefSeq and is a predicted model, not a curated record. NCBI's taxonomy places the organism in Eukaryota, Metazoa, Arthropoda, Insecta, Hemiptera, Cicadellidae. Gene Ontology annotation, molecular function: ATP binding; MAP kinase kinase kinase kinase activity.
ACCAACAUAACUUGUUUAGUAGUGGGCUCUACCAUUGCACCUAUGCAAGUACUGUUAGAUAUCGGAUUGGUCUGUAGUGUAUUGGUGAUAAUUAUGUCAAUUUCUAUCGUGAUCAAUUGGGAACUAUCUGUCUGAUUUCACGUAUUACUGGAAACAUUGAAAACUUUAAUUCUUAUUUUGAUUUCUUUGUCAAGGGCUACAACUCCCACUUUAAUUCAAUGUUGACGUUGGUGUGUGUGUAGGUCGCAGUCACAGCAGCAGGCAGGCACUCUGCUGGGGUAAUGGCGAUCAGUUUGUGACAAAUUAAGUUAAAUUUUGUGAUUUACAAGGGAAUAUGGCUCAUGCUGCAGGAGUAUUGUCAUCUGACAUCAGUAGGAGGAAUCCUCAGGAUGAAUAUGAAUUGAUCCAGCGUAUAGGAAGCGGUACAUAUGGAGACGUUUAUAAGGCCAAAAGACUUUCAACCAAUGACUUAGCAGCAAUCAAAGUCAUCAAACUCGAGCCAGGUGAGGACUUUGUAAUCAUACAACAGGAGAUCUUGAUGAUGAAGGACUGUAGGCAUCCCAACAUCAUCGCUUAUUAUGGCAGUUAUCUUCGCAGAGACAAGUUAUGGAUUUGUAUGGAAUACUGUGGUGGUGGCUCGCUCCAGGACAUAUACCAUAUAACUGGUCCACUGACGGAAGUACAGAUAGCCUACAUGUGCAAGGAGACACUUCAUGGCCUAGCUUACUUGCACUCCAUGGGCAAGAUGCACAGGGAUAUCAAGGGAGCCAACAUUCUACUGACGGAGAAUGGGGAUGUGAAGCUUGCAGACUUUGGGGUCUCUGCUCAGAUCACAGCUACCAUCAACAAGAGAAAGUCAUUCAUUGGCACACCUUAUUGGAUGGCUCCUGAGGUGGCAGCAGUGGAAAGGAAGGGUGGCUACAACCAGUUAUGUGAUAUUUGGGCAGUUGGUAUAACUGCAAUAGAAUUAGCGGAACUGCAACCACCCAUGUUCGACCUGCACCCCAUGAGGGCUCUGUUCCUCAUGUCCAAGAGCGGUUUCAAACCACCAACAUUAAAAGACAGAGACAAAUGGAGUCCAACAUUUCAUAACUUCGUAAAAACAGCCCUUACCAAAAACCCAAAGAAAAGGCCAACGGCUGAUAAACUGUUACAGCACCCAUUUUUCCUAAUGGACAUGAGUAAGAGGUUAGCAAUCGAGUUACUUCAGAAAGUCAGCAAUCCAUCUCACAAUUUUACCGAAUUCGAACCAGACGACGAUGGCGCUGUACCUAAUGUACCACAGAGGAUAGCUUCCAGGCUGACCAGCAAAGGGAGACGGACUUCUGUAGAGUCAGCCCACCCUAUUGUACAAACACCACAUGACAACAGAGAUGGUGUUUCAGCCGCAGACGAGGUACAGCCAGUGGACCCAUCUCAUUUUGCAGAUGUCAACAGAGCUUGGGACAUAAUGGACAUCAACGUCAUGAUGAACAACAUUGAGCAUGUACAUAACUGUGAUAAUACGAGUGCCGACUGGGCCAAAGAGGAUAUUUUCUCAGAAGAUUUAACAAUAACGAAUGAGAACCCCCUGUAUGAAAGCCCAUGUGCACAUUAUGGGGAGCUGCAGUGUUGGGAACCGCAACUUAGCGGAACCACUGGGAACUUCCCGCCCUGGGAACCCAGGCUCAGUGGUACUGCUAUACUGGGCAUGUCGCUGAGGAGCCUCUUGCAGUACAUUGAUGAAGAGCUUGUUCAAAGGGGUUCUCAUGCACAUCCGUUGUUUCACCUUGAGGAUUCUUACUCCCAGCAAGCCACGUUACCAGUGGGUGAGUCGGCCGCCACUUCCAGCCAUCAUUGUGACCUGCACAGGAACCACAACCAUUACACCAACCUCACAGGACCUGAUGGCUCUCCAAGGAGGCACAGUUCGGUCGAUGAGAUCCUUGGAUUGGCUGCCAGCUUGAGUCUUAAUGGACAGCGGCAACGAUCCCUCAGUGACAGCGGCGGAAACAACGACAAGGAGACUGUUACCACUAAUGGCAAUGGGGAUGGUCCUGAACCGGAUCUACUGUCAGACACGCCACCUGUUCCGCCCCGACGGAGGGAGAGGAAGCGCCACACCCCACCCCGCCCGGUGAGCAAUGGUCUACCUCCCACCCCCAAGGUCCACAUGGGGGCGUGCUUCUCCAAGGUGUUUAACGGGUGUCCUCUGAGGAUCCACUGCACGGCCAGUUGGAUACACCCGGACACCAGGGACCAGCACAUCCUGAUUGGGGCCGAGGAGGGCAUCUAUAACCUCAACCUGAACGAGCUGCACGAGACGGCCAUUGACCAGCUCUACCCUCGCCGCACCAUCUGGCUCUACGUCAUCAAGGAUGUUCUCAUGUCACUAUCAGGAAAGACACCGCAACUGUACAGACAUGAUCUGUUGGCCCUCCAGAGCAAGCAAAGCCAUAGGUUCACAAUGCACAUGAACCGGAUACCGGAGCGGUUGGUGCCACGUAAGUUCGCCCUGACCACCAAGGUGCCAGACACCAAGGGUUGUUCCCGCUGCUGUGUAGGCCGCAAUCCCUACAAUGGCUACAAGUACCUGUGUGGUGCCAUGCUGACUGGCAUCUUUCUCAUGCAGUGGUAUGAUCCACUCAACAAGUUCAUGCUCCUCAAGCACAUAGAGUGCAGCAUAGCGCAGCCGCCCAGUGUGUUUGAGAUGGUGAUUACACCAGAACUUGAGUACCCCAUGGUGUGCGUGAGCGUGAAGCAGGCCUACGACAAGAACCGGCUCAAACUGGACCUAAUCAACAUGAACUCUGGUGCCAGCUGGUUCCACAGCGAUGAGCUGGAGGACAUGGAUGGUCAAGCCACUGUUGUACCCAGGAGAGAAAAUCUACAAAUUAUCAAUGUGACACAGCUUGAAAAAGAUGCCAUCUUAGUUUGUUAUUCUAGUGUUGUAAGGAUAGUUACCCUGCAAGGAAGACUGAAGACUAAUCGUAAACAAAUAUCUGAACUUCAAUUUGACUUUCCUGUAGAAUCAAUAGUUUGCUUGCCCGAUAGUGUGCUUGCGUUCCACAAGCAUGGCGUGCAGGGCAGAAGUCUAAAGAACGGGGAAGUCACGCAAGAGAUCUUGGACAAGAGUAGAAGUUAUAGGCUCCUGGGCUCAGACAAGGUUGUGAUGCUGGAGUCGCAUCCUCUCAUCAAGCUCGGUGGGACCCUGACUAACGACGAUGGAGCCGAUUUAUACAUCUUGGCCGGUCACGAGGCCAGCUAUUGAGCGCGACAUCACUCUAGAACUGUUAGUUCCAGACUAACUGUAAGUCCCUGGCUAACUCAUUGAUGUUUCAGGGUUGUGAUGCUGGAGUCGCAUCCUCUCAUCAAGCUCGGUGGGACCCUGACUAACGACGAUGGAGCCGACUUAUACAUCUUGGCCGGUCACGAGGCCAGCUAUUGAGCGCGACAUCACUCUAGAACUGUUAGUUCCAGACUAACUGUAAGUCCCUGGCUAACUCAUUGAUGUUUCAGGGUUGUGAUGCUGGAGUCGCAUCCUCUCAUCAAGCUCGGUGGGACCCUGACUAACGACGAUGGAGCCGACUUAUACAUCUUGGCCGGUCACGAGGCCAGCUAUUGAGCGCGACAUCACUCUAGAACUGUUAGUUCCAGACUAACUGUAAGUCCCUGGCUAACUCAUUGAUGUUUCAGGGUUGUGAUGCUGGAGUCGCAUCCUCUCAUCAAGCUCGGUGGGACCCUGACUAACGACGAUGGAGCCGAUUUAUACAUCUUGGCCGGUCACGAGGCCAGCUAUUGAGCGCGACAUCACUCUAGAUCUUUUUCGCUUUCUUGUUCCUUUUAUUUAUACUUUUAUUUAAAUAUAUAUAUAUAAAAAUGUAUAAAUAUUUAUUAAGAAAUUGUAAAACUUGGUUUAGAGUUGUCUGCUUUGUAAAAUUAUACAAUUUUAAUGUUGUGAUUAUGCAGUUAAAGUUUAUCACUUGAUAGUUGUAAAUAAUAAUGAGAAGUUUUAAUCUA